AUUUAUUUCUAUAAACAUUUCCCCGCCAUUUGUUGUAUAUCUAUCUCUCUACUUUCUCUCUCUAGGGCUUUUUUUGGUUUUUUUGGUUCAAAUUCUUCUAUAGUAGUCCGAACUGUCAAUUGAGAUUCCCCAAUUUCCAACUUUCCGAUUCGAAUUCCCAGCAUUUUGGAGCUAAAUGACUGCUGAUAGUCACCGGUAAACAGUUCAUCACCUAGCACACGAUUGAUUCCAUGGCGAGUUCAAGUGCCAGUGGCGGAAUAGGCAUAGCCCUAUCCAACACUGUUCACUCCGAAGUCGUGCCGUGUCUGCCGUUGCCGUCGAUGCCGGUGUGCUGCGGGGCCGUCGAGCAGGAGCUACGGCUGUCCAGUGAGCAGAGCGAGCCGAGAUCGUUGAAUCGGGGUGAGGUACUCAGUCAGGCUAGCAGGAUUGCUGAUCUGCUCCAGAGCACUGACGUUUCGUAUUUGAACCUUCGAGCUGAUGUGGCUCCUCAACCUUGUGGCUUCAUAGGGCAUGUGGAUCUGUAUGAUGAAGUUCUUAGAUGCAACUCUGAGGCAUUUGAUUGCAGAGCUCCAGGUCCUAUUAAGGAGCCUGUACGAGUGCACAAAUCAAGUGAAGUAAAACCUUUUGAGAGCAGACCUAUUUUCGAACAACCACAGAGGGAUGUCCUAGAAAUUCACUAUAACCAACACGAAUAUGUUGCUAAUGAUGCCACUACACCUUCUAGAAAACAAAGAGGAAAGAAAAAAGCAAACGAUGAAAUUUUGAUGGCAAGCAGUAGUGAUGCUUCUGCUCACCAAGAUGCUCUAGUAACAAGCUUCCAAAAGAUGUUGGAAGACCUUUGUAUGAAGGCAAAAGUAAAUGAUGAUGAGAGGGAUGAAACAGAAUGGUUACCAUUGUCUGUUGGUGAUCUUAGAGGGCUUGUAAAUGACAUAAUGACCCUACGAGCUAAGAAAGUGCUACAUUUGAUUCAAGUAGAUAUUCUUGUGGCAGUGUUAAAGGUGUUAGAUCAACAGAUCCAUCGAGCAGAAGGUUUAUCUGUUAAUGAAUGUGAAUAUCCAGAUUCAGAGACUGUUUCAACUAUUUAUAGUGCAUUGGAGUCUGUUCAUGCAUCUUUGGCAAUUAUGGCUUACAAUGGGAUGCCUAAGCAGCUCUAUAAAGAGGAGAUCAUUGAGAGAAUCCUGGAGUUCUCUAGGCACCAAGUCAUAGAUGUGAUGCUGGCUUCUGAUCCAGUAUAUCGUGCACUGCAUAGACCAAUGGAGAAUGGGGUUGUUGAAGGUGAAGAUGAUGAGGAAGUUUAUGGGGAAUUCGGAUCAGCAUCUAAGAAGAAGCGGCCUGCAAGGACUGUGAAAAUAAGGAAGACAGCAUCAAACAAGGUAUCUGCUGCCGUGAAUAAUAUACUUCAGAAGCUUUGUGUCAUUCUUGGAUUUGUCAAGGAUUUGUGUGCAAUAGAGCGCUUAUCAGAUAGUUGCAUUCUUCAACUUGUGAAGACAUGCUUCACGACAUUUUCGGUGGAUAAUAUACAUCUUUUGCAAUUGAAAGCAAUCAGUUUGAUAAGUGGGAUAUUUUACUUGUACUCGAAUCAUCGUGCAUACAUGAUGGAUGAAACACUCCAAGUUCUUCUGAAGCUACCAUCCUCUAAGCGCAUACCUAGAACUUAUCAUCUUCCUGAGGAAGAGCAUAAGCAGAUUCAGAUUGUCACUGCUUUGUUGCUUCAGCUAGUUCACAGCAGCUCAAACCUUCCUGAAGUUUUAAAGCGAACAUUAUCUAAUAUUUCCCUAGAAGUCCCACUUGAUGCCAGUUGCCCUACAAAAUGCUACGAGUCAGUUACUGACGCUUGCUGUCUUUUCUGGAGUCGAGUGCUUCAGCGUUUGACUAAUUCAAAAAGUCAAGAAGCAUCCGAGUUGAAGAUGGUGAUGGAGAAUAUAGUCAUGGAUCUGUUAAUUACUUUGAACUUACCAGAAUAUCCUGCCUCUGCUCCUCUUUUGGAGGUUCUUUGUGUUUUACUUCUUCAAAAUGCUGGGCUGAAAUCUAAAGAUAUUUCUAUUCGCUCAAUGGCCAUUGAUCUUCUUGGUACAAUUGCUGCAAGGUUGAAACAAGAUGCAGUGCGUGUUCAGGAGGAAACAUUUUGGAUAGUGAAAGAGUUGGUUUCUGGGGACAUCAAUGAUAGCAACUCACCCCGUGAUGCAUGUUCUGUUUGUUUGGACACCAGGAAUGAAAAAUCGCUGGUUGUAUGCCGUGGUUGUGAGAGAGUAUUUCAUGUUGACUGCAUAGGAGUUAGAAAGCAUGAACUUCCUAAUCGCAACUUUCAUUGCCAGAUGUGUCUCUCUAAAAAGCAACUUCUUGCAUUGAAAUCACACUGUGAGUCCCAGGGCAUGGAUGGCAGCAAAAGUAAACGCGAGUCUAAAAAGCCUUCCCAAGCUAGUGAUUCAAUUACAAAUUUGGAGACCAUUCAGAUGCUACUUCUGACUUACCUUCAAGAGGCUGAGUCUGGAGACGAUUCAAAUAUUUUUACCCGGUGGUUUUAUCUUUGUCUAUGGUACAAAGACGAUCCUGGUUCUGAAGAGAAGUUCUACUACUAUAUCUCAAAGUUGAAUUCAAAAGCAAUUUUGCGUGAUUCUGGCUCUUUUGCAUCACUAAUGACAAGGGAUUCAGUAAAGAAGAUAACCUCGGCAUUGGGACAAAAUAAUUCUUUCUCUAGAGGAUUUGAUAAGAUUCUUCAAGUGCUUUUGGCCAGUUUACGGGAGAACUCACCUGUGAUCCGUGCAAAGGCAUUGCGAGCAGUCAGCAUCAUUGUAGAGGCCGAUCCAGAGGUUUUGUAUGAUAAGCUUGUCCAAACUGCUGUUGAAGGGAGGUUUUGUGACUCUGCUAUAUCUGUGAGAGAAGCAGCUUUGGAACUUGUUGGUCGAUACAUUGCUUCACACCCUGAUGUUGGUUUAAAGUACUUUGUGAAAGUGGCAGAGAGAGUAAAGGAUACGGGAGUAAGCGUACGGAAACGAGCUAUUAAAAUCAUACGGGACAUGUGCACUUCAAAUUCCAACUUCUCAGAGUUUUCUACUGCUUGUAUUGAGAUUAUUUCCCGUGUUAAUGAUGAAGAAUCGAGUGUGCAGGAUCUCGUGUGCAAGACAUUUUAUGACUUCUGGUUUGAUGAAUCUUCUGGUUCACAUAGUCAGUCUUUUGGAGAUGGCAGUUCUGUUCCAAUUGAGGUGUCUAAGAAAACUGAGCAAAUUGUUGACAUGAUGAGAAGGAUGCCAACCCAUCAACCUCUUGUAACUGUUAUUAAACGUAACUUAGCCCUUGAUUUCUUUCCGCAGUCAGCUAAAGCUGCUGGUAUCAACCCUGUAUCACUUGCUUCAGUUCGUAGGCGUUGUGAGCUUAUGUGCAAGUGCUUGUUGGAGAAAAUACUGCAGGUGGCAGAAAUGAAUUAUGGAGGAGAGGCUCGAAUGCUUCCAUAUAUGCUGCUGUUGCAUGCCUUUUGUGUUGUGGAUCCCACUCUUUGUGCACCAUCUUCAGAUCCUUCUAGAUUUGUGGUCACACUGCAGCCUUACUUAAAGAGUCAGGCUGACAACCGAGUAGCUGCCCAACUUCUGGAGAGUAUAAUCUUUGUAAUUGAUUCUGUUUUGCCUUUGCUACGGAAGCUUCCUCAAAGUGUUAUUGAAGAACUUGAACAAGAUCUGAAGCAAAUGAUUGUUCGGCAUUCUUUCUUAACUGUUGUCCAUGCUUGCAUCAAGUGCCUCUGCUCUGUAAGUAAAGUAGCAGGAAAAGGUGCAACAGUUGUUGAAUAUCUUGUUCAGUUAUUCUUCAGACGUUUGGGUAGCCUUGGUUUUGGUCUUGAUAAUAAGCAGCAAGUUGGUCGAUCUCUCUUCUGUUUGGGCUUGCUAAUACGCUAUGGUAGCACUUUACUGAGUGCAUCCCAACACAGCAAUAGCGUAAAUUUGGCAAGCAGCCUGGAUGUAUUUAAAAAAUAUCUACACGCUGAUGAUUUUGUGAUCAAGGUUAGGUCUUUACAGGCACUGGGAUAUGUUUUGAUCGCCCGGCCUGAUUUUAUGCUGAGAGAUGACAUGGGGAAAAUUUUGGAGGCAACACUUUCUGCUAGCACGGAUACCCGUCUCAAGAUGCAAGCAUUGCAAAACAUGUACGAAUAUCUUCUUGACGCAGAAAGUCAAAUGGGAGCAGCAGAUACGACUGGUGAAAAUGACGUUAAUAACUCAACAGACAGUAGUCAUUGUGUCCCUGUAGCUGCAGGUGCUGGUGAUACCAACAUUUGUGGAGGCAUAGUUCAGUUCUAUUGGGACAAAAUCUUAGGAAGGUCUUUAGAUGCAAAUGAACAAGUACGGCAGUCUGCUCUUAAGAUUGUAGAGAUUGUGUUGCGUCAAGGCCUAGUUCAUCCCAUCACUUGUGUUCCUUACCUUAUAGCCCUUGAAACAGAUCCAGAAGAACAGAAUUCAAAGCUAGCGCAUCAUUUGUUGAUGAACAUGAACGAAAAAUAUCCAGCCUUUUUUGAAAACCGCCUUGGGGAUGGGCUUCGAAUGUCUUUCCAGUUCAUGCAAGCCAUGAGUAAAGGUGGAUCUGACAGUCAAUAUGCCAAAGCCAAUUUUAAAGUUCCUGGAAAUGUACCAGCAAAAUCAGAUACUGGCUCAUUUACAUAUUCAAGGCUUGGUGUUUCGCGAAUUUACAAACUCAUCCGUGGGAAUCGUGUUUCAAGAAACAAAUUUAUGGCAUCAGUUGUGCGCAAAUAUGAUACACCAAGCUGGGAUGAUGCAGUUAUCCCUUUUUUGAUAUACUGUACUGAAAUCCUGGCACUGCUACCUUUUACAUUGCCUGAUGAACCGCUUUAUUUGAUCUAUACCAUAAACCGUGUUAUCCAAGUCAGAGCUGGAAAUGUGGAGGCAAAUCUGAAGGCUUUUCUUCAUUUCCUGCAAGGAAGUGAACAGAACAUAAAUGGAAAUGGGGCAGCUCAGUCUGCUAUGUAUCAGACUAGAGCUGUUGUUGACAAUGAGGUUACGCCGGAUGAGUCGACUGCUUAUCAGGGAUGUGAAUUUCGUGUGUCAUUGGAUUCAAAUGCAAAUCAUAUGCCCUCAGUAAAUCCACAUGACUUAUCGAAUGAUGUUUUGCAGAAAGUUCAGGCGGAUUUUCUGCAAGCGGGUGCACUACAACUGCUUCUGAGGCUUAAGAGGCACCUGAAGAUUAUUUAUGGACUAAAUGAUGCUCGUUGCCAGGCAUAUUCUCCCAAUGAACCUCAGAAACCUGGCGAAGUCCUUUCUAGGCAGAAUAUUCCCUUCAAUGUGAGUGACAUAAGAAUUGAUCCCCCAAUUACAUACGAAGACUUCACGAGGCGAUACCAGGACUUUAAGAAUGCAAUGAAAGAAGACACAGUUGACUAUUCAAUCUACACAGCAAAUAUAAAAAGGAAACGACCACCACCAAAAAGAGGUGGGAGAUCUGGACGAAUGGUUGGGGAUGAUUACGAAGACGAUGACGAGGAUUGGACAGGUGGGGUACGGAAGUUGAAUAACAGCGGGGGCAGAAGAAUGACUAGGCAGAGCCUGCACUUGUAAAUACUUACAGGCGAAACUGACAUGUACAGUACGUAGGAAACACAGAAAGCAAUAGUGGACAUAACAAAAAUGGAGGCAUGACAAGGAAACAGACAUCAGAAAGCAACUCCAGUCAGCCAGUUGCUGCUUUUGGUAAGGAGUUUUUGUUCCAUUUAAGGUAAUUUGCUGCAUCUAUAGAUGUAACAAUUUAACCUAGGGUUUUAGGGUUAGACGCCUUAAUCCAAUGUUUUCAUGUUGUCUACGGGGUGGUUAAUUGGGAAAUUUUUUGGGGGGAGGUUAACUCUUCGGUCAAUCUGUGUGUACAUUAUUCUGUUAGGAACUCGAUCCCAUAAAUGAAAUGCACUUUCUUUAAUUA
Messenger RNA from Ipomoea nil (Japanese morning glory), 5910 nucleotides. Its product is annotated as nipped-B-like protein. Gene Ontology annotation, biological process: replication-born double-strand break repair via sister chromatid exchange; regulation of gene expression; establishment of mitotic sister chromatid cohesion. Gene Ontology annotation, molecular function: chromatin binding. Bases 231 to 5555 code for a protein of 1774 amino acids. The transcript is spliced from 28 exons. Lineage: Eukaryota; Viridiplantae; Streptophyta; Magnoliopsida; Solanales; Convolvulaceae. The record is from RefSeq and is a predicted model, not a curated record. Gene Ontology annotation, cellular component: Scc2-Scc4 cohesin loading complex.